AUGUCUACCACGGAUGGAGAAAAUGAGAAAUCUUCCAAUCCUAACGAGGUGGAUUGGGAUGGCCCCGACGAUCCUAAAAACCCACGCAAUUGGCCGACUUGGCGACGGUCAAUGCUUGUCGGUGUCAUCACCUGUGUUGUAUCAAUAGCCUCGUCCGCAAUUGCUCCGGCCAUUCCCCAGAUCCUGAAAGAGUUCAACUCGACGAAUCAGGAGAUUGGAGUUUUAGCAGUUACAAUCGAGCUUCUAGGAACAGGUGUCGGCCCUAUCCUGAUGGGUCCCAUGUCCGAACUUGUUGGUCGUCGAGUGAUCUACAACGGUGCAAAUAUUGGAUUCAGCGAAUUCUCGCUCGGACGUGCCCUCGCACCGUCUCUACCUGGAUUGGUGAUUAUGCUUUGCAAAGAUGCUCUGCGUCCUGCUCCAUGA
Molecule: messenger RNA, 423 nt
Organism: Penicillium malachiteum
Lineage: Eukaryota; Fungi; Ascomycota; Eurotiomycetes; Eurotiales; Aspergillaceae
Exons: 3
Coding region: 1-423 (140 amino acids)
Biological process (GO): transmembrane transport
Cellular component (GO): membrane
Molecular function (GO): transmembrane transporter activity
Source: RefSeq, a predicted model, not a curated record